This is a messenger RNA of Prunus dulcis (almond), 1466 nucleotides long. RefSeq names its product probable serine/threonine-protein kinase PBL28. The transcript has 8 exons. NCBI's taxonomy places the organism in Eukaryota, Viridiplantae, Streptophyta, Magnoliopsida, Rosales, Rosaceae. Gene Ontology annotation, biological process: protein phosphorylation. The coding region runs from base 343 to 1434 and encodes 363 amino acids. The record is from RefSeq and is a predicted model, not a curated record. Gene Ontology annotation, molecular function: protein kinase activity; ATP binding.
GAUGUAGCAGCAGCUUCCAUUUCCUUAUCAAACAACUUCCCAUCCAAUGUUAAGCAAGCAAUACCAACUUUAUUUCCUUUUUCUCUCUUUUUCUUUUUCUUUUUCUUCAAGUAGCUCUUUUCUGUGAGAAAACUACUGUUUAGGUUGUUGGCAGAUGAUUUGUUGGGUCUCUCCUAAUCUAACUUCACUUGCUCUCACCACGCUAGCGCAUUAUGGGAAAUUUUCUUUUCUUUUCUGCUCUGCCAUGCAUUUUGUGAUGAGUGUCGUGGAUGAAUGGAACCAAUUCACUUUCUCCAUUCAAUUAUCUGAAAACAGAGAACCACACCAAAUUUAAGAACCAUUAUGCCUUUCAAUUUAGUCUCAGCAUGGAACAAGCGCCGGAGGUCCAAGUCACAUGACCACACAGACCCUUGGAUUUAUAAACCGGUGGAGUAUUGGCAACUUGAUGAUCAAGCCCCACAACCCCCAAAAAGACACCAUCAUGUUUCAUCAAUUUUCACACUCAAAGAAAUGGAAGAGGCAACAUGUUCAUUCAGCGAAGAGAAUUUGCUCGGAAAAGGAGGAUUUGGUCGCGUAUACCGAGGAACUUUGCGGUCAGGGGAGGUUGUAGCAAUCAAAAAAAUGGAGCUGCCACCUUUUAAAGCAGCCGAGGGGGAACGAGAAUUUCGAGUAGAAGUAGAUAUCUUGAGCAGACUUGAUCACCCAAAUCUGGUUUCUUUGAUAGGCUACUGUGCUGAUGGGAAGCAACGGUUUCUAGUGUAUGAAUAUAUGCAGAAAGGGAACCUACAAGAUCACCUAAAUGGGAUUGGGGAAGGAAAAAUGGAUUGGCCUCAAAGGCUCAAAGUGGCACUUGGAGCGGCAAGGGGCCUAGCAUACCUCCAUUCCAGUUCUGAUGUUGGAAUACCUAUUGUUCACAGAGAUUUCAAAUCCACGAACAUUCUUUUAAGUGCCAACUUUGAAGCAAAGGUAUCCGAUUUUGGGCUUGCCAAGAUGAUGCCAGAGGGCCAGGAAAUAUAUGUGACUGCUAAAGUACUUGGUACAUUCGGCUAUUUUGAUCCCGAGUAUACAUCGACUGGAAAACUCACUUUACAAAGUGAUGUUUAUGCAUUUGGGGUGGUUCUUCUUGAACUUCUGACCGGACGUCAAGCUGUUGACAUUAACCUGGGACCAAACGAUCAAAACCUAGUGGUACAGGUAAGGCACAUACUGAAUGAUCGGAAGAAAUUGCGUAAGGUGAUAGAUUCUGAGCUGGUUCGAAGUUCAUACACCAUGGAAUCUAUAGCUAUGUUCGCAAACCUGGCAUCACGAUGUGUACGUCGUGAGAGCAGUGAGAGACCCUCCAUGGCAGAAUGUGUUAAAGAGCUCCAGCUGAUUAUCUAUACAAAUGCAAAAGGCUUGGGAGCGGCCACAACUCCUAAUAAAGCCAUGUUCUAAUUGGAGGGUGAAGACUAUGUACAACAAAAUAG